Messenger RNA from Osmerus eperlanus (European smelt), 5219 nucleotides. RefSeq names its product proline-rich transmembrane protein 4-like. Lineage: Eukaryota; Metazoa; Chordata; Actinopteri; Osmeriformes; Osmeridae. The transcript has 3 exons. Bases 918 to 3890 code for a protein of 990 amino acids. The record is from RefSeq and is a predicted model, not a curated record.
GCAGGCCAUCAGUGAUGACCCAUCACCGACAGGGAUAGAGUCAUGUGAAUGGCAAUCGGCGACAUUGCCUCACUCAUUAGAAUAUCAUGUUAACAAGAGCUGAAACACACACUCUGUCUUUUAAUACACACUAACUACACACUGUCCAGUGUGGCAAAGGUUUCUACCAAAUAAGCUCCAAAAUCAACUGAAGCACAGAAAUAUAAAGCUCUAUAGCCUAAAAGUACUAUAUUGCUAUGUUUCUGUAUGUUACAUGCUGAGAUUUAUGCAAUUCCUCUCUAUACUAUUUCAUAAUGUAUAUUAUUACAGUAUAGUGCUUCUAGCACUGUGUCUUGGUUUGUACAACCUUUAAAGGACCCCUCCCCCUUCAAAUACUAUUUAUUGAUCUGAUCUUAGCUCAGCGUUGUGUACCACCCACUAGCCAAUGAGGCUCAUUUGUUCUCGGUGACAUCGGCUAGUGUUCUCCACUGUGUCCGUUUGUGUGUGGAUGGCUGCGUGCGUGGGUGCGUGCACAAUCCAUUUUUUUGAACCAUCCCAUAACACCAGCCCUCUCCCCUUUCUGAUGAAUAAUUUGCUCAGUGAGGUGUAAGGAGAAAGAGAGACGGAGCAGGAGAGAGAGAGAGACAGAGAGGUGGGAGAUACUCAGUAGGACUGUUACCCUGCUGUUGAAAAGAGGAGGAGGUUGGAUCGAGGCUCAAAGGGGCUGCUGGGUCUUUGCAGCGGCAGUGCUGGACUUGUUGACUGGUGGGAGUCUGUCCCAUGUGCCUGACGUCGGACGAUGGAGAGGGAGCGACGCUUUCCACAAUGAGCUGAACCAGACAUGUUCACCUGAGGUGGACCUGAGGCCACCAUGUAAUAGGAAAAUGACAUCCACACACAACAUGUAACUGUUCAGUGUUGUGUCCAGCUCCUCCACCAUGACUGCCCUGUGGACAUGGUCUCUUCUGCUCUCCCUCGCCCACCCUGCUCUGGCCCUCACUAGAGAGGGUGCCACAGACACACCACUGCAAAUCACUGAUGCAGAGGAAGACAAUCUUGCCGGAAUGUUAAACCCCCCAGUGUGGACCACGCAGGCUUCUGUAGUUCUCCCAGUGAGAACCAAAAUGGUGGACUCUCUGCCAGUGCCUAUGGGUUGGUUGACACCAACCUCAGAGGAUUUUAUCUGGAAGGAUGCCACAGAUGAGUUCAGAGGAAUUAUUGGUGAAUAUGCUGAUAUGGCAGAUAUCUCAGAGUGGCCAACUAGCUCCUUUCCUGGUGGAAGACCACCACAAGUUCCCGGUUCCACAGACGAAGGUAUGACCUCACAGACAGAUUCCCAUCCUCCACCAGGGACUUUAUCCAGGGACAGGGAACCCCACUUUACUCAAGCACCCAGACAUGGGACAACUAAGAGCAAUACCACGGGCAUAUUAGGACAAAACUCUUGGACUCUCCCAGUCAUGCAGAGAGAGGUCACCGGUAGUUCUUCAUCACUCCUUCCUUCCAGCCUGGUCCAGACAGGGACGACCCCAAACCCAAACUCCUCCCUUUUACCAUCAACUGGACAGUCAAGGGAAGGCCCGCCCACUCCUGCUCCCUCCAAGCCCCUCAUCCUUACCCCUCCAACGACAGACAGGGCUAAACCACCUGUUGACCAAUCAGACAGCCUAACAGAGGAGCCGGGGGCCGCAGCACCCACGGUAGAGGACACUGGAAAGGGAUUCAUGAACUUUACGAAGGACUUUUCAAACACGGGCAGUAUCAGCACAGGGAAAGAAAAAGGUAGGUCUUCAAAUGAGGAGUGGUGGGACCCAGAAACCAAUGAGACAUCUGUUUCGCCUGACUGGAACGUGAGCUCCCUAACCCCACCCAGCAACACGUCUGACCAACCCCUGAGCCCAGUGGACCCAGACGACAUCACCUCCAAGCAAUCCCUACGUCCUUCUCUGGUUUUGAUCCCUCCUCUCUUUGUGCCUCUGUAUUCUGAUUGGAACUCUGCCAUGGCCACAUGGGGACUGGCCUGGGAGGCUCACGUCUAUGGCUUGGGUUCUGUGUUCGCUGGGUUUGGUCUGAUCUCUGUCCUCUGCUUAUUAGGCUUGCCUCUGCGUUGCCCCGCCGGCAGCCCCUAUUUCACCGUCUUGCACCUGCUCCUCCUGGCCACUGGGGGAGUCCGAGCUUUUUCUCUCCUCUAUGACGCCUACAGUCACCAGGACCGCCUUCCUCUCCUGGGCUCUCUUCUUCUGUCUGAGCUCCCGCUAGCCUGCCUCACCUCCGCCUUCUCUCUCUCCUUCAUCCUCCUUUCUCAGCGUUCGCGCAUGCGCCUCUCCCUCCGUUUCUCCCUGUCUGUCACUCUGUCGACCCCGCCUCGGCCCUGUCUGUUGCUCGGCCUCUCCCUGCUUCACUUCGGUGCCUCCCUGGGCUGUGUGGGCCUCCUGCAGCUCCUCCCCAGCCUCCCUGUCCUGCUCCUGCUCCCCCAGGGCCUGUUUGUGUCCCUGUGCCUCCUCCUCUCCUGCUCCUACCUCCUCUUCUACUGCCACGUACGGGCCGACAACACGCACAUCUACCAGCUGAGGGACACCGGCGAGGAAGGGGGGUCUCCCGACAUUGGCCCACCCGCCAGGUGUCCAUUCGCGGAGGUGGGGGAGUGGGGUAAGGCGGCGGGGGCGGGGGUGGGGGCCGCCCUCUGUUUGAUGGGGUGCGGAGGGCUGCAGCUGUAUGGGAUACUGCAUGCCCUGGGACUGGGUGGGGUCAGUGCGGGGGCGGGGUUCCAGCCCUGGCCCUGGUGGGGAUACCAGAUGGGCUGCAGACUCUGCGAGGUGGGGGUGUGUCUGUCCCUGUCGCUCAUUGGGGCACAGCCUCUUUUAUGUCACACUAGCUCUUCCUCCAGGACUAGAUCGAACCCUCGACCGGGGUCCUGGUCUCGACUGCCCUGUGUCUCCCCCUCCACAGGGCCCAAUCUCUCUCCUCAGGCGGAGAACAAGUCCCCCAACCUCCCUCCACACUACCCUUGGGCCCUGUCCCAGCAGGACAAGCUGGUGGUCUGUGAAGUCAUCACUAAGAGCCCGUCAGAAGACCUGCCUCUCUACUCGCUGGUGGACCCCCCUCAGAAUGGGCCAGGCUUGCCCUCCAAUCCCAGCCACACCAGGAGCUCCAUACCCCCACUCCUCCCCAACCCUCCCAGCCCCCCAGGAAGACCCAGAGAUGGGGUUGAUUCGCACUUCUCCCUGGACAAUGUCACUCUUUACAGUGACUCUACUGUGGACCUGCGUCCCCCUUCUCCCAUAAACCUGUCCCGCAGCAUAGACCAAGCCCUGUUCAGUGAAACUCUCUUCCCCCACAGUCUUUUCAGCCCUCCUAGACUGUUCCAUGCCUCCUCCAGCCUCUCCCUAACCUCCCCCAGCCAGGGAGACUCAUACCCAGGCAGACACUCGGCCAGUAGUCCCCUCUACCGCACCUCCUCCUGUGGAGACGUGGACCAGGAUGACUCCAUGUCCCAGUCGCGGCUCCCUCAGCCAGACCACAACAGAACUCCGGGAUCCCCUGAGCCCUGUGGAUGGAAGGGAAGUAAUGCCAGCUCUGUGGGCCAGGCUUCUCUGAGCAGUUCAUCCCAGGGACUGUGUUCUAGUCCCAUUGAUAAAGUGAAGAGUCGUUUCUGUCCCCGAGCCACCAGGGGGCAGCACCUCCCCCAGAGCAGCCUGCCACGGGCCAUCCCCCACAUGCCGCACCACAGGCGCUACCGGACCCUGAGCUCGGCCUCCCAGUACAGCCGGGGGGAGGGCAGACUCGAGGGGACCGAGCACCUGAGCGAGAGCAGGCAGCUGGAACAAGACCUGGCUGUCCAGGCAGAGUUCAUCAACGUGUGUCGACAGAUAGACUCUCUGAGCGUGUGUAGUGAUACUAUUGACCUAUAGGAAGUUAGAUUUUAAUGGUAACGAAAUUAGCCAAUUUCACUAUAAAUCUUUCUGGUGAAAAGUUGAGGAUUUUCUCAUGAAUAUUUAUUAAUGCAGUAGAUGAAAUGCCUCAGUGAAACUUGAGACAAGCCGAAUCAUGUUAUAGUAGUGCUAGCUAUUUCCAAAAACAACCGAGAUCGAUUGUGAGUCUGCAAAAUUAAAUUCUGGGUUUGUAACUGAAACAUCAUUUGAUGUUGAAGGUUUGUCCCCAUGUGGCUUUCUUUCUAUUGAUCACCAGUCAUAUAAAGCCUUUUAGAGAAUUAUACAUUAGAGCCAUUAGCACCAUUUUAUGUCUAUAGAUUCUAUACUGACACACUCAAACUACAGUUACAAUUACAGUAAGUACAGGGACAUUCCCCCCGAGGCAAGUAGGGUGAAUUGCCUUGCCCAAGGACACAACGUCAUUUGACACAGCCGGGAAUCGAACUGGCAACCUUCAGAUUACUAGCCCGACUCCCUCACCGCUCAGCCACCUGACACCUUCACAUUAGUGAAGCAAACAAAAGCUUACAACCUAAUAACAUAAAAUUAAAACAAAUGAAACACUUGCAAUAAUGGCAGGGUUUUAUCUGGUGGAUGUUUCGGGAUAUUUUGACUUGAAUAUAUAGAAUUUUAUUGAAUAGAUUUUAUAGAAUAAAAUUACCGGUACGAGUUGGGUGCCAAAACAGAAAUGCAAUACCCCCAAGAUCCUUUGGGGCCUUUUCUUCAAGCCUGCAGCCAGAUGACACACAGCCGAGGAGCAAGGCGUGGGGGCCUGUUCCCACCCUCUCUGCAGUCUGUUAAAGCUGCACAGACUGCUUUCUGUAACACAAGUGAUGCUGUAGUGCCAUCUACUGGAGAAACAUGGGCAUUAUGCCAUGGAAAUAGUGUACUGGAUUGAACUGCCAAAUUUCUGCAAGAACUAUCUUUACAAUACGGGAUGCAUCCAGUGCUAUAUAUACUGCUGUUAUGAUGUGCAGAUUUUAUCAUUUGUGUUGUUGCUAAAACAAAUCAGGUUAUUUUCUAAUUGCUUUAGUAAAACAUGCAUACUGCUGCUGUGCCUGUUAGAUGCCAUACAAAAUGCUCUGUAAAUAAUAUGCUACACUAAGAUUUAAAAUGGUCUCAUAAAUGCUAUACAAAAGGGGACAUAAUGGAUAUUUCGGUAAGAAUAAAUAUAGGAUGUUUAAGUGUAAAACCACUGUUUUUAUUUAACAGUUCUGUACAUUCAUAACUCUAAUAAAAAUAAAAAAACUGCACUUACAGUACAAACUCAGAGGUCAAAGGUGAAUUUGCCUGCUUUGUGAAUGUUUU